Lemur catta (Ring-tailed lemur) is the source of this 1104-nucleotide messenger RNA. RefSeq names its product Sad1 and UNC84 domain containing 5 (gene SUN5). The coding region runs from base 1 to 1104 and encodes 367 amino acids. Gene Ontology annotation, biological process: nuclear envelope organization. Gene Ontology annotation, cellular component: nuclear envelope; meiotic nuclear membrane microtubule tethering complex. The transcript is spliced from 13 exons. The record is from RefSeq and is a predicted model, not a curated record. Gene Ontology annotation, molecular function: protein-membrane adaptor activity. NCBI's taxonomy places the organism in Eukaryota, Metazoa, Chordata, Mammalia, Primates, Lemuridae.
AUGCCACGGUCCCCAAGGAGCACUGGGAACCUGGGCUGCCCACCCGAAGAUGUGGCCCAUGGUGCCAGGCCUAGGAGGGCUGCCCAGCGAGGCCGGAACGCCUGCAGGAUAAUGGAGGACUCCUCCCCAAACCUGAGUGAUGCCUUCCUGUUGCCUGUCCGCAUCAGUGCCCCAGCUGUGGGCCUGACUCAGUGCAUGCUGGGAUGUAUGUCCUGGGUCACCUUCGUGGCCUGCUUCCUGAGAACUCAGGCCCAGCAAGUCCUGUUCAACACCUGCAGGUGCAAGCUGCUCUGCCAGAAGACGGGUGUCCUGGUCCUCUGUGCUUUCGGAUUCUGGAUGUUUUCUAUUCACUUACCAUCAAAAGUGGAGGUUUGGCAGGAUGACAGCAUAAAUAGUCCACUGCAGAGUUUGAGGAUGUACCAGGAGAAGGUGCGACAUCACACUGGAGAAAUCCAAGACCUCCGAGGUAGCAUGAACCUCCUCAUUGCCAAGCUCCAGGAGAUGGAAGCCAUGUCAGAUGAGCAAAAAAUGGCCCAGAAAAUAAUGAAGAUGAUACAAGGAGAUUACAUUGAAAAGGCAGACUUUGCCCUGAAGUCUAUAGGGGCCAGCAUCGACUUUGAGCACACAUCAGCCACGUACAACCACGACAAGGCACGCUCCUACUGGAACUGGAUCCGGCUGUGGAACUAUGCGCAGCCCCCAGACGUGAUCCUUGAGCCCAGCGUGACACCUGGCAACUGCUGGGCCUUCGAGGGUGAUCGAGGCCAGGUGACCAUCCGACUGGCUCAGAAGGUCCACCUGUCCAACAUCACUCUGCAGCACAUCCCCAAGAGCAUCUCGCUGUCGGGCCGCCUGGACACCGCCCCCAAGGACUUUGUCAUCUACGGCAUGGAAAGCUCCCCCAAGGAAGAGGUGUUCCUGGGGGCGUUUCAGUUUCAGCCAGAAAACAUCAUUCAGAUGUUCCCACUCCAGAACCAGCUGGCCCGGGCUUUCAGCGCAGUCAAGGUGAAGAUCUCCAGCAACUGGGGGAACCCGCGCUUCACCUGCCUGUACCGCGUGCGAGUGCACGGCUCUGUGGCCCCCCGAAAAGAGCAGCCUAACUAG